GUAGCGCACUGUGAUCGCGCUAAUAUUUCCUUGAACGAAGCAAUUCGGUUAUCUGCUCAACUCGUACUGGAAGAUCAUCAAAUUAUAAAAGUGCAAGCCGCUGAACUAGUAGAAGAUGUCGAUGAUGUUGAAUUAGAAUAUCUUUCAUCUUCGUUGCUACUCGAAGCAUUUCGUGAUAUACCACUGAUACAAGUGAAUGUCACUCUAUUAACAUCAUCAAAUCGUUUCAAGCCAGAAGACUUACCGCAAAACUUCUCAAUCAAAAAUUUUGAAAAAUCAUCUUUAGAUGACAAAACUUUAAUUAUUGCUGGAUUCAAUCUUUUGACCAAACAACAUACAUCGUUACAGCGACUGUUGCCAUUUUUAGGAAAGGGUGGUUAUCUGUUGACGCGUGAGAAGUGCGACUUAACUGAUUAUAAAAAACAUAUGGAGCAGUACGAAUUAAACGUUAUACUUGAAAAACGCACUGAUAAAGAAUUAAUUGUGCUUCUA
Trachymyrmex septentrionalis is the source of this 492-nucleotide messenger RNA. RefSeq lists its product as uncharacterized. The annotation marks the transcript as partial. Lineage: Eukaryota; Metazoa; Arthropoda; Insecta; Hymenoptera; Formicidae. The record is from RefSeq and is a predicted model, not a curated record. The transcript has a single exon.